AUGAAACACUCGCUCUACGAUCGCCUUUGGCGCCGGGAAUGCGGGGAACAGGUGCGGUAUGCUGGGCUGCGGGGAAUUUACGGAUCCAAGGAAUGGGUCAAUGAUCUCGACAUUGUGAAUGAACUCGGUGGACAUACUGGAUGUGUCAAUGCUCUCAGUUGGUCGAGGUCAGGGCGUCUUUUAGCGUCAGGCUCUGAUGAUAAACACCUCAAUAUCUACUCCUACCAACCCGACUCCUCCGAUGCUCCAUUCGCGCUCAACACCACCGUCUUCACCGGCCACAAAGCCAACAUCUUCUCCGUCAAGUUUAUGCCACACUCGAAUGAUGGGACUCUGGUUACAUGUGCCGGCGACUCGCAGGUUCGCGUGUUUGAUAUCGAAUACUCAGCUAGGAGUAGAAAUGAUGCUGCCACCUCCGCAUUUGCAGCCUCCACUCGCGGCCGGCGCUUCAAUGAGUUCUUCAGUGACACGCGGUAUCUGAGUGAUGGCAAUACCAACGCUAGAUUGUAUCGAAGCCAUGUCGAUAGCGUGAAGCGCAUCGUCACCGAAUCUUCACCGUUCCUCUUCCUCACUUGCUCUGAGGAUGGCGACGUCCGCCAGUGGGAUCUGCGGCUACCAUCUAGUGCAUACCCUCCGCCACGGGUUGGCCAGGGCUUGAUGGCAUACCGACAAGGAUUGGAAAAUGAUGACCCAAAUGUUCCACCACCUCUAAUAUCCUACAGGCCGUACCACCUGGACCUCAAUACCAUCUCCUGCUCACCAAGCCAACCGCAUUAUAUUGCCUUGGGUGGUGCGCACCUCCACUGCUUUUUGCAUGACAGACGGAUGCUUGGACAGGACACCUCCGCUGCAAGGGGCAGGGCUACACCAAGCGCUUCCAGUCUUAAUGGUGAUGAGGAGAUGAGCAAGGCGACGCGAUGCGUGCGAAGAUUCGCACCGAGCGGCAAGCACCAUGGGAAACAUGCCGAUAAUGGACACAUAACUGCUUGUAAAAUCAGUGAUGCGAACCCCAAUGAGAUGGUUGUUAGCUGGUCUGGGGAUCACAUCUACAGUUUUGAUUUAAUCCGCAGCCCAGAUGCCCGAGAGGCACAGGUAGGCAAUAAAUCGACUCUCAAGGGCAAGGCCAGAGAGACUCGCCCCAGUCCACGGAGCCGGAAGCGCAAGAAGACCACAACACCUUCGUCACAGGAAAGUGGUGGUCGACAUCAGUCCCAUCGUCGCUCGGCAGAGCCAGAUACUUUUAGGAUCCAAUAUGAGAAUGGUGAAGAAGAAGAUGUUCCAUUCCCCCCAUUUUCGGAUAAUGUCCUAAGCACCGACCCAGAGCGUUUGCUCGAGCAGGCUCGGUAUUCUGUGCUGAAUGAUGCCCAACGAUUGAGCAUGCAGAUCGCAAGAGGGUUAGUAAAACUUCGAAAGGCCCUGUUUUCAGAAACUACAGUUCGGGAAGCCGCAGGGUCUGACGAUGUGGGACCCGAAUCGUACUCGAGAUGUUUUUUAUCCGCCCUAGAAAUUGCAUCCACAUUUCUCCCGCAAAUGAGCGAUGUCAUGCGCGAAUGGAGCUAUCCCAUGAACCCAUCACAGGAGACUGUCAAUUUCCAACAAUCACUUCGUCGCAAUCGCCAGUCGUCAUGGAGAUUUGUUCAAGCUGCUGGCGCACUUGCUCAUGCGCUGACAGACCAAACGCAAGUUCCGGAAGAAUCAAGCUUCCUGAUGAUCAAGCCUGCGCCGGGCGAAGAUGACCCCAUUGACCCAGCAGCUCAGUUUGGCUACGAAUUCCUCCGAGCAAUUCUUCUCUGGCUGCAGGGCGGCAGGCAGCGUCUUUUAGCGGGAUUUCAACGCCGCAAUGCCCCUCGACGAUUACAUAGCCGAUUCCCAAUCCCAGAUGAAUCCGAAGAGGAUGCCAUCGAAACCAUCCUAGUGCCCUACAUUAUGGAAUUGGCGCGUGACACUCCGAUCGUAAAUGUGGAUGCUUCCAGAUUUGAGCAUGACAGUACGCGAAUUCUGUUCCGAACUCAACGAGCUGCCGUGACUGCAUUCGGGAAUGCUGUCAGAUUGCCCUUGGAAGACCUUGGGGACUCAGCUGCUCGGUUCGACAGGCGCCGUGCUUCUAAUCCUGCCUCGCUAAUCCGCUCUCUUGACCGUGCCUCUGCGAAGAGAUUUUGGAUUUUGCGAGUAGGCAGAGGAAUCUUGAUGGAGACCGGCAGUGAGGUAAAUUACGCAUUUGUCAACAAUGCUUUCGGCGGACUUCACACCAUAACGACCGAGUCUGAGAGUGAAUCAGAUGAAGAGAGAGUCCAGGACGAUAUCAAUCCCGAUGUGGAGGAAGAACGAGUCCGACACAUUGAACCCAUCAGGGCUGGUCGUUCCGUCUCCAGGCAGAAUGGUCUUCGACCUGAAAUCUUCCAAGGCGAUGCAAAUUCUUCGGACAAUAGCGACAUUGAUACAGGCGAGGAUGGGAAUGAUGGCAGCCAGGCAGAGGAGUCAACUGACGAUGAAGAUCUUGAUGGCUGGCCCACGGAUUCAUCUUCGGACGACGAUAGCGAUGGGAUUGGUUCCGGUGGCACUAUGGCCCAAAGAUAUGCCAUUCGAAAGGCGCGACGUAAUAUCGAACGUCAUGCUCCGUGUGUACCUCAUAUGCGAAGUUAUCGCGGCCAUUGCAACGUCAAGACCGUCAAAGACAUCAAUUAUUUUGGACUGGAUGAUGAGUACGUGGUCAGCGGCUGUGAUUCUGGUCAUAUAUUCAUAUGGGACCGCAAAACGUCCAAUCUGGUCAACAUCCUCGAAGGUGAUAGUGAAGUGGUCAAUGUUGUUCAAGGUCACCCAUAUGAACCAAUGAUCGCCGCUUCAGGAAUCGAUAACACCAUCAAAAUCUUUUCACCAGACCGGCACGCUCAAGAUGAUGCCCGUAAUGGUGUGAACAUCCUCGACCCCGACAAUCCAUCCAACAGGGUUGGGCAAAACAUCUCUCGGAUCGGUGGUCUCGAGAGCCGGAAGCGAGUUCAUGAAAGCUACCGCAUCAUGAGCCAAAACGAUGUUGAGCGUCGUGGUGGCAUCAGCGACGCACACAUCACUCGGAGUAUGCUCGAGCGCCUAGCUGCUAACCUGACAGGUGAAGGCGGCCCUGGGGUUGGAAUUGAUGAUAUUGCUGGUGAUGGUGAACAUCGGACUGUUGUCAUCGAUGAUAAUUGCUCGGUAAUGUAA
Molecule: messenger RNA, 3198 nt
Organism: Penicillium verrucosum
Lineage: Eukaryota; Fungi; Ascomycota; Eurotiomycetes; Eurotiales; Aspergillaceae
Product: WD repeat-containing protein
Exons: 5
Coding region: 1-3198 (1065 amino acids)
Biological process (GO): negative regulation of fatty acid biosynthetic process
Cellular component (GO): cytoplasm; Cul4-RING E3 ubiquitin ligase complex
Molecular function (GO): protein binding
Source: RefSeq, a predicted model, not a curated record